AGGUAAAUUAAAAUGAUUAAUAUACGAUUGAAAAGUGGAUUUUUCAACUUUUAAAUGUAUUUUUUCCUAUUUUCUCCCAGAAGAGUUGUAUGAAGAUCUGAAGCCACCACAUCUUUUCAAACUGCCGCUAACUUAUCCUCAUUGGGCAGCUGAACAGACAGGAGAACGCUGACCACCUGCUCUGUUAUGUCAGCAAACAGGCAUCAUAUUUUUAAAAGCUAUUCAAGCAUUUAGUAGCUGUUAAACGAGAGUUCCUCAGCUUAGCCAAUGCUUUUGGUUGCAGCUCCACAUCAGGCUACGGCAGCAGUCUGUGGUUAUUCUGCAUGUCAGUCAACCAGCUGUAACUGGCAGACUUGACAGCUUUAGUCCACAUUAAGCAUCAAAAUACACCAGACUCUGAUGGUAGGAGACUGACUUGUGAGACUAGAGUCCAUCCUGUUUGGUGCUGACAGUACAGGCUGGCAGUGGCUGUGUGAUGGUGUAGUUUUCCUGGCAUGAAAAAAUGUUGUUUACUUAUGAUUUUAUUGUUUAUUUUGGUUCAAAGUAAUGAAAAACUGUCUGCAUUUGAAACAGUGCAAGUUGAUCACACUAUGGUUGCAUAUGACUUUUUUUUUUUCUUCCAGAAUGGAGUGAGAUCCUCUCGCAAGUCUCCUCGUGGUCUCCAGUGUCCAUUUUUCUACACAGUUUUGCCACCAACAUAUCUGCAAAUGGAGUACGUCACCCUGCUGAUCUCACGAGAGAUUAAAUGUGAGAACAUGGAAUCCAUAAUAAGCUUCGGUACUCAGCAAACAUCCUCUGGUGCUCUCUACAAUAACACACCUCACAGCCACCUGCAGGAGAGUUCUGGAAAAGAGAAAACUCAUCACUGCUCAGAAUGCGGCAAGAGCUUCACUCAGCGGCAUCAUCUUCAGGUGCAUCAGCGCAUUCACACCGGAGAGAAGCCGCAUCUGUGCUCGGAGUGCGGCAAGAGCUUUCAGAAACAGAAUCACCUCCGAAUACACCUGCGCGUUCACACCGGCGAGAAGCCGUUUGAGUGCUCAGAGUGCGGGAAGAGCUUUGCCGUACGGAGCAGUCUACGGAGACACCAGCGUGUUCACACCGGAGAAAAACCGUAUCAGUGUUCAGAAUGCGGGAAGAGCUUCAGCGAGAGAAGCAACCUCCAAACUCAUCAGCGCAUUCACACUGGAGAAAAACCGUAUUACUGCUCCGAGUGCGGCAAGAGCUUCACCACACUGAACCAUCUCCAGCUCCACCAGCGCAUCCACACCGGAGAGAGACCGUAUCGCUGCUCAGACUGCGGGAAGAGCUUCACUGAUAGAUGUAAUUUAAAAGCCCACCAGCGAAUCCACACCGGAGAGAGACCGUACAUCUGCUCAGAAUGUGGGCGGAGUUUCACUGACAGAUGUAACCUCAAAGCCCAUCAGCGCGUUCACACUGGAGAGAAACCGUAUCACUGCUCGGAAUGCGGGAAGAGCUUUCGCCAACUGAAUGGUCUCCAGAAACACCAGCGCAUCCACACAGGAGAGAAACCGUAUUACUGCUCAGACUGUGGGCGGAGCUUCAGAUGCAGACGCAGUUUGGUUGUGUUAACUCUGACGUGUUGCUGAUUUGGUCAUCAUUCUUUCCUGUUCUGGCCAAAUUUCUGUUUUGAUGUUGCUGUAUUCCAGGGCUGCUCAGUGAACUACAACACCUGAUCCAGGUAAUGAAGGGGCAUCUGGACAUUAGAGACAGAUGUGCUGGACCUAAACUCUCCAGGCUGAUAUAUCAGUCCUGCUGUACUUGGUGGGGACAGUCGGCACUGUGGGUCAUACCUGAUGUAUUGAGUGCUUGGAACGUAUUAAGGAAACAGCGCUGAAAUACCUCACCUCAUAUCUUGUGGUCAUAUCUCGUGUCCACUGCAUGCAAAUUUGUUGUUUGAAAUUUUUCAGGAGGAAGUAGCAAGAAAAAAAGCUUGCCAACGAGACGUCCUCAUGCUUCUGUCUGCCAAGUAGAAUAAAAACCAGAAAAACAGGAACAACUGCAGCACAGAGGUAUCAGCUCAGUCUUCUUCUGUCUUAAAGCAUGGCUUAAAUAUUUAAUCUCCAUAUUGUAGCCGAGUCUUGUUAUAAUGUUUGGGUCUAUUUUGGAUCUUGAUUUAUAUGAUAUUGUGAAUAGUUUUCAUGUUGGUAUUAUGGGACCCAAAUAUGCGGCAAGAAAACAUCCUCCCACCAGUACACCCCCCACCACUACACCCCCACCACAGCUUCAGCUGUUCACACAAGGCAGGUUCGGUUCCUGGAUUCAGACGGUUGAUGCCAGAAUCUGCCUCUUCCAUCUGUAUGAGGCAGCAGACAUCCAGAGUCAUCAGACCAGACCACGUUUCUCUGAUCUUCAGCUGUCCAGUUUGGGUGAACCUGUGUCCACUGAAGCCUGUUCUUGGCUGACGCGAGUGGACAGCGAUGUGGUCUUCCGCUGAUGUAGCCCAGCUGCCUCAAGGACAGAUGUGUUCUGCCUUUACAGAUGCUUUUCUAAUCACCACUGUGGUAAAGAAGUUCUGUAACGUUUUUCUAUCAAAUCUAACAGGUCUGAUCAUUCUUCACUGACCUCUCGUCCACAAGGAGUCUACAGAUCUGCCACUCACUAUGGUGGUUGUGAUGGUUGCGAGUGAAAAAAAUCUCAAUUCAGCAGUUUCUGAAAUAAUUAAACCACCAACAAUAACAGCAAACUCACUCAAUCAGAUCGGUUUUGUCUCCAUUCUGAUGUUUGAUAUGAACACUAACUGAAGCUCUGACCCGCUGACCCAUGGUCUACAGGAUUUUAUGAAUUAAGCUGCUGCCACGUGAUUGGCUGAUGGUGUACAGGUGUUCCUAAUAAAGUGACCAGUCACUCUUGGAGAUAUUUUGUGUUCUUUUUACCUUUUAAAAAACCUGUUUGGUCAAAACAGAACUAAUCAGACCAAUCAGAUUUUUUGUGAAUCUGCUAACUGUAACUACUGCAAAGGCUGAUGUGGUGACAGUGGUGGUCCUCCUUUCCAUGUGUGGUGGUCCCCCAUGCUGAGCUGCUCCGCCUGGCGUCACAGAUUCUGUUCCAUUGGCUGAAGUUUGCUAAUAUGACUGUAUGAAAUAAGAUCUUGAAUAUAAUAAUGUGUUUAAAAAGCUGGUGUUUCACUGUAGAAGAUAAACAGAACCUCAGAGGAUCGGAUGACGUCUCAG
Molecule: messenger RNA, 3191 nt
Organism: Colossoma macropomum (tambaqui)
Lineage: Eukaryota; Metazoa; Chordata; Actinopteri; Characiformes; Serrasalmidae
Product: zinc finger protein 239-like
Exons: 2
Coding region: 495-1607 (370 amino acids)
Biological process (GO): negative regulation of transcription by RNA polymerase II
Molecular function (GO): DNA-binding transcription repressor activity, RNA polymerase II-specific
Source: RefSeq, a predicted model, not a curated record